Molecule: messenger RNA, 843 nt
Organism: Penicillium bovifimosum
Lineage: Eukaryota; Fungi; Ascomycota; Eurotiomycetes; Eurotiales; Aspergillaceae
Exons: 2
Coding region: 1-843 (280 amino acids)
Source: RefSeq, a predicted model, not a curated record
AUGCAACUUUUCGCCUGGCCUCGAUCACAGCUUUUGGAAAUUGGUGAUCAAAGAUGGUGUCCAGCAUGGCUUCAUCAGCAUGAACAGCUCGUCCUCACCCAGCUGUGGAAUCUCAGCUUGCCCGGGUGGAGCCGCGGAAGUCUGGCCACACAAGCCUGCGCAGUGUUCAAGGAGCAUCUGAACGAUCUCUCAUCAUACACGGUGCUAGACGUUUGUGCCGGUGCCGGCGGGCCUACUCCAGUUCUUGAAUCAGAGCUUAACAAACAGCUCGAGGUCGAAGGUCGAGGACCUGUUCAGUUUGUACUAACUGACCUCUACCCUCACGUCGAAGAGUGGGAGCGGAUCUCGAAAAAACAGCAAAAUGUCACUUACAUCGAGACUCCGAUCGAUGCUCGGGCUAUUCCUCGAGUUGCGGCAAGUCUUAAGAAAGAGUGCCGGAUCUUCAAUAUCUGUUUCCAUCACUUCGGAGAUGAAGAUGCAGCGGGCAUUUUGAAGAGUGCAAUUGAGUCAGCGGACUCGUUCAUCAUAUUCGAGAUCACAGCACGCGACCUGUGGACUUGCUUAUGCUCGCCUUUGGUGUUCUUCUGGACUUUCUUCGUGACCAUCGUCUGGUACUGGAGUUCGCCAGUCCAUCUUCUCUAUACAUUCAUUGUGCCUGUGGCCCCGUUGACUAUCUGGAUCGACGGAUUCAUCUCCUGUCUCCGAACACGCACUACAGAGGAAACCUGGAAACUAUUGGACCAGCCGGACCUUGAUCUCACCAACUGGACCUUUUAUAGCGGCAAGAAGACCGUACAGUUUCCUUUCAUCACUUUGUAUUACCAUGUUGGCAUCAAAUCAUGA